CCACUUGACUGUGUGUGGUCUGGUCUGCGCCUUCCCAAUACAUCGAUAUCUAAGCCCACCAAUUUCCUGUGACUCGGGAAGACAGUCAUUUGGUGACUUGUGACUUCCCUUGUUUCGAUAGACGAUUUACUUAUAACCACCUACAACUCCUUUUUAUCUACGCAUUCAUUCGUACCUCGCUUUAUCGACUUGAAAGAGUCUCAGUUUGGAACUUUCUAGCCUAUCUUGGAAAUUGCGAAUCGAGGACAAAGAGGUAGCGGGGACUAGUCCUUGACUCAUAAAGCCAACAUCACGUCAACACUUCGCAACUCACAAACCAUUCUCGCAACGCAAACAACCAACUCGACAAUUUACUCGAAUAUGUCUGCUACAUCUGCAGCUCCUCUUUCUUCCAUCGAGCACCGCGACCUCCGUUCUGAACGCCUGGGCUACAAGCGCGACAAAGAGCAUAACCAGAAGUGGAGCAACGGUCAACGCCCCUCUGCAGGAGUCCGUAUCAACUGGGACAAUGAGUUCAUCGGUGGCAGUGAGCAACAGCGGAUGAAGGUCCGUCCGAUGAAGCAAUGGACUAGCACCGAUCACAAGUCCCAUGCCAACAAAGUCCCAAAGCCACAUGGUCACUAUGAUCAAACUCGUACUCUCCACAAGGCAGAUGCGCUUGUUGAUGCCAACGAUCAUACUAUCUCUGCACUCUCCAAGUCUCUCCUCGAGUUACUCCCUCAACACGUCAACAACACACACUCUCCAAUCCAAACCGCUAUCCGUGCUACCGAUGCCGAGAUUUUGUACAGCUUCGAUAACAAGGGUCCAAGCCCAGGUGUUGCUGGCCGUAAUGUUGAUCUCGGUGGACUUGUUGAGUUGGCUGAGAAGAAGUGGGUUGCUGAGCAGACCGAUAAGAUUGUGAAGGGCGAGUACGAGGUUCUUGACAAUGAGGGCGAGACUACCGUUCUCGCUAGCAAGAAGAAGAAGAGCCCAAAGCAGAGAGCGACUAUCGUGAAGAGUGAGCCAUCCAACAUCAAGAGCUUGGCCAACGAUGAGGAUGAUGGUUUUGAGCUCAUCUAAGUGGAAGACGUCGAUGGCUGGACUAUCUCUUUUCUUCUGAUGAUAUAUGGCGUUUGAGUGGAUAGGAUGGUUUUCGGCGCUGGUGCAUCGCAUGGUAUAGCUUACCCUGGUAUGGGAAGGAUAGCUUGCCCUCUUUCUACUACAUUUUUCAACAACAGACGC
Molecule: messenger RNA, 1224 nt
Organism: Mollisia scopiformis
Lineage: Eukaryota; Fungi; Ascomycota; Leotiomycetes; Helotiales; Mollisiaceae
Exons: 2
Coding region: 361-1062 (233 amino acids)
Source: RefSeq, a predicted model, not a curated record